AUGGCGAGUCAGCAUCACUACUAUCCUCCUCCGCCCGGCGCGGCACAGAGCUCACCAGCUCCUCAACCGCAGCAGCAACAACAUCAAUAUGCGCCGCCACCGACCUCUCCUCCGGCGAACCGCACGCAAUUUUAUCCUCCUCCGCCUCAACCACAGGCUCAACCGGGACAGGCCAUGAAUUAUCCUCCUCCUCCACAACAUACACCAUCUCCUCAAGUUCCUCAUCAACCAACGCCGAUACACUAUCCGCCACCUCCCCAGCAGCAACUACAACAGCAACAGCAGCAACACACUCCUUCUCCGCAAACCAACCAUCACUCCCAUAGUUCCUCCCAGGGAUAUUAUCCUCCUCCUCCGGCUUCUGCGCCAGCUCAUCAGCAGCACUUUCAACACAACCAACCGCAGGCGACACCUCCGCCUUCACAGACUCAAUAUCAUGCGCCGAGUCAGCACAACUACCUGGCCAUGAGGCCCACGGCAACGCCCCCUGUCGCGACUCCUUCUGUAGCUACGCCUCCGGUUGCAACACCUCAAUCUCAUCAACAGAACUUCGACCCUCCGCCUGCGCCGGUAUCGCCUCUCGAUGAAAGCCCAUUCCCAGCUGAAAAGCUCAAGCAGGAACCGGAGCAGCAACCCGCAGGAAAUGCGGUAGCUAUGACGGUUUCUGGAGCACCCCAGGCAGGUCAGUUUGUGGGCGCGGUGGCUACGGCUGACGAUACCGGAACUUUCAAUGGAGGCAGCUACCGCAUCAGUCACCGUGACUGCAAUACUAUCAUCACCAUCCAGCUCGCCAUGGGCUGUCCCAUGUCCGCCAAGCCAGGCGCAAUGAUCGCCAUGUCUCCCUCUGUUACUCUCAAGGGGCAGAUCAAAUUCAGCAUGAAGAAGAUGAUUACCGGAGGUGAAAUGUCAAGCUCAACGUACAUCGGUCCCGGCGAGGUGCUCCUUGCGCCGCAUAGUCUUGGUGAUAUUACCACAAUUCGUCUCUCGGGUAAGGACACCUGGUCAGUAGGCCACGAUGCAUUCCUAGCCUCAACGCAGGGUGUUAUCAAGGAUCACAAGCGGCAGGGCCUAGGAAAAGCCAUGUUUAGUGGUGAAGGUCUCUGGGUGUACAAAGUAAGCGGUACUGGUCUGCUAUGGAUUUCGAGUUUCGGUGCAAUCAUCCAGAAGACGCUCGUCGAAGGUGAAAAGUACAUCAUUGAUAACGGCCACUUAAUUGCUUGGAACUGCAAGUACGUCAUGGAGCGUGUUGCGUCCGGCGGUAUCAUUUCAGGAAUUGCCUCGGCGGAGGGUUUGGUGUGCAAGUUUUCAGGCCCCGGAACUGUCUUUAUGCAGACUCGAAACGCGAGGGCGUUUGCUGCUUUUAUGGGUGGACAGCAGUAUCAAGGAUAG
Fusarium sp. VM40 is the source of this 1389-nucleotide messenger RNA. NCBI's taxonomy places the organism in Eukaryota, Fungi, Ascomycota, Sordariomycetes, Hypocreales, Nectriaceae. The record is from the annotation of a GenBank genome assembly.